Scutellospora calospora is the source of this 969-nucleotide messenger RNA. Lineage: Eukaryota; Fungi; Glomeromycota; Glomeromycetes; Diversisporales; Gigasporaceae. The record is from the annotation of a GenBank genome assembly.
AUGAAAAGUGUUAUCCGAUUAGGGCUUUCAUCAAUUGUUGAUUUAUCUUCAGAGUUCGAAGAUGGAAUGUAUACGUGGUUUGGGCAAGAAUGGACAGAUAUUAAAAGAAAGGUCUAUGGGAUUGUUAACAUGGAACCAAAGUUCUUCGAAGAUGAGAUAAAAAAUGUUAUUGAUACUGUCGAAGAGGAAAGUAGUUUAUUGUCUUCUGCGCAUAUAUACAUUACUUCAUUACUUAUGUCUAUUUUUGAUAACUGGCAAGUAUUCCCAAAUAGUACAGCAAAUAAGCACGAUAUAUUUCUACGUGAACUCAGCGAGAUUGAAUAUGCAAUGGCUAUGAUUGCACCAAUACUAAAAAAUGUAUUUGAUGACACCUUUGAUUAUCUGGAACUUCGCUGGGGAGAAACAUUAUCUAAUUCCAUGUCCGAUCGUCGUCGAAAAAUCGAUUUGAGAAUUAUUCAUAAAGCCAAAAAACUUGAACUCAGCCAUACAGAAUGUGCCAAAGCUCCUACUCUUGGAAAAGCUGUACAGGAUCGUUCAAAAUGUUUACGAACAUUGAAAGGUAUUCUUGAUAAUUUCUUAAAAGAAGAUUUAUCGGAUGAAGAGGUUCAGGACUCAAAAAUAUUAGGCAUUCAAUUUGCUGGUUUGAAUGGGCAGAUAAUUGGAAUAGAUCUUCUAGAUGAUGGACUAUAUUUCGGAUUAGAGGAACCAACUUUUAGUUUUCCUGCACAACUCAUAAAUAUCAAAUGUCUUCGUGAUGCUCUGGAAGCUUUAUAUUUUUUCAAACAGGAAAUUGUUAAAAAAAUGAAGCUAAUACCUGAUCCAAAAAAGGUGAAUCACCCAUAUAAUCUGAUAUUUCACUCAAAUUCGGGUACUUUAAGAGAGGCAAAACAUUCCAAAAUUAAAUUUGUUCGAAAAACAUAUUUUACACCAAAAGAAAGAAAAAAUAGAAACGGUACUCAAGGUUCUAAU